Molecule: messenger RNA, 896 nt
Organism: Cyphomyrmex costatus
Lineage: Eukaryota; Metazoa; Arthropoda; Insecta; Hymenoptera; Formicidae
Exons: 5
Coding region: 66-896 (276 amino acids)
Cellular component (GO): nucleus
Source: RefSeq, a predicted model, not a curated record
UAAUACCUAUGAAUAAAAACACCAUUAGUGGCAAUAAGAAAGAUAGUUACUAAUAAUUUUUAAAAAUGAAUGUUACAUAUAAGCAAAGAGAAAUUUUAUUAACGUAUAUGGAAUCCCAUCGUGAAUUAUUACAAGGACGAUUAAGCAGUAAAUCGGAAAGCCGCAGGACAAUGAAAGAUAUGUGGGAUGACCUAGCGAACAUCUUGAAUAGUUCUGCUGAAGGUCCCAAAAAGAAUUCUGAAGAAUGGAGAAAAAGCUGGAAUGACUGGCGAAUGAAUGUUCUCAAAAAGGAGACGAAAAGAAGAAAUCAUUCGAGGGGUACAGGUGGUGGUUCUCCUAUGAAAGUUAACUUCACUGACAUUGAAGAAAAGCUAUUGGAGUUACUGACACCCGAAGCUGCCGGAAUUGAGAAUGUGCCUCAGGGAGGAAUUCCUUUAAAGAAGCCACGCAAUGAGCAGAGUUUUAUGAAGGAUUCGCACAGACAUUUACAAUCAACAAGUGUUUGGGAAUUGGAGAAUACAUCUGUUGAAACACAACCGUUUCAAGACAUUCAAAGUGAUGAACUGCAAUUUAUCGGAGAUUAUGAGCCUGUAUUCAACGAAGGAGUCUACACAUUAAGUUCUGCAGAUAAAAAUAAACAUUCUUCAAUCAUAGAAACUACAAAUUGCAGCUCAGAUAAUGAAGCUGAUAAGGAGAAUAUAAAUGCUGGAAAAUCUAAUAAAUUACUUGCGAAAAAACGAAAAAUAAUAUCACCUGUACCUGUACCUUCGCAUACUACUUCUUCAUCAAAAUCUCUUACUGGUAUGUCCACACAAAUGUUAAAAGUGCAAGAAGAAAAAUUGUUAUUAAAACAACAAGAAUUACAAACUAAACGGAAUAUGCUUGCAACACAAUAG